This is a messenger RNA of Arachis stenosperma, 628 nucleotides long. RefSeq lists its product as uncharacterized. Lineage: Eukaryota; Viridiplantae; Streptophyta; Magnoliopsida; Fabales; Fabaceae. The record is from RefSeq and is a predicted model, not a curated record. The transcript has a single exon. Bases 56 to 619 code for a protein of 187 amino acids.
AACGAAAACAAUCUAAACUAACACCACACACACAUAUCUAAUUAGCAUCAGCAUCAUGGGGCUAAGCUCACGAACUAUAGAGAUUACUGUUAUUUCCGGUAAAAACGUUCAUGAGAAGGAGGAAUCAUACGUCGUCGUUCGAGCUGAGUCACUCAAAUCUUGCACAACAAAAUCAGCCAAAAACACUGACAUUAUCAUCAACAAUAAUCAUACCUCAAGUUUGAUUUCAUGGAACGAGAAGUUAUUGCUUGAGAUUCCAAUGCAUGCAAGGUCCAUUACAUUUGAGGUUCAAUGCAAGAAUUCAAGAGCAAGUAGUGCUAGACCGGUUGGGAUGGCAAGGAUUGCUAUUUCGGAUAUAUUGUUGGGUGGUUCGGGGUUCGGCAGCGACAGCGACGUCGACAAUAAUGUGUUGAGUUAUACGUUGAGGGACUGGGAUGGACGGAGAAAUGGAGUUAUUCAUUUCUCCGUAACGACUGCGAAGAUCACGGCCGCCGUGGAAGAAGAAGUGGAGCCGCCGGUGAAGGGUUUGGUUGAGGAUCACAUGAAGAAGAAUAAUAAGAACUCCAAUGAAGUUGUUCUUGGUGUUCCUUUAUGGUGGAACUACCCUAAUAUUAUUUGAAGAUCUAUA